AUGCCUCGCGUGGCACAGCUGCGAGGGACGAUUGACGGCGCUGCGACGCAGGCGAGCAGCGGCGUCGCCGCAGGAGACAACCUGCACGUCGCACGGCUGUAUCUCCUGUCGAAGAAGAACUCUCGUGCAAGGUGCUUGGACGGUAGUCCUGCUGGGUACUACCUGCGACGCGGGUUCGGAAGCGGCGCCAACAACUGGAUCAUGAUUCUCGAAGCUGGCGGGUGGUGUUUCAACGCCAAGUCUUGCGCGAAUCGAGCCAAGGGACCCCUGGGGAGCUCUAAGAAAUGGCCGCCGACCAGCGACGUGAAGUACGGCGGCGUGGGCAGCACGGACAGCGCCGUGAAUCCCGCGUUCUACAACUGGAACCUGGUGCUCGUCAAGUACUGCGAUGGCAGCUCCUUCACCGGCGGCUACGGCAAGCUUCCGCCAAACGCGGAGACGGGGCGCGCGCUCUACUUCCGCGGGCACUGGAACCUGCAGGGCACGCUGCAAGAUCUGCUAGCUCGGCACGGGCUGAAUGUGGGCAAGCAGAUGCUGGUGGGCGGCUGCAGUGCGGGCGGCGUCGCAACAUCAAUCAAAUGCGAUCAAAUCUCGAGGUGGAUGGCCAACUACAACGUCACCACCAAAUGCUUCAUGGACGGAGGCUACUUCCCAGAUGUGGCGGAUAAGGACGGGCAGUACAGCAUGAGGCAGAAGGUGCAGCAGAUGGCAGGCGUGCAUGACAUGGGGCGUAUUGGGGUCAACGCCGAGUGCAAGCGAGUCAACUCCGUUCUCGAGGUCCCGAGUAGUCUUGAAGGUUCCUUCCCACCCGUUGUGUUCCCGACACCUGAUGAGAGCGAGUCAACCACGAGGAGGUGGAAGGUCCUUCCUGACAUCUGGCCAACUCUCGCGGAGCAUACCGCUGUCAUCGUGGACAACGUCCAGGUCAACAACUUUGGAUGUGCCCUUACGCCUGACGCUGGUGAUGUCAUGUUGAGCCUGCUACCCCCAUGGCACAUGUACGAGCGCUCAUGCGAGUACUUUCUACUGAGCCGUGGGGUCCAAAUCAUCUACAGCAAUGUCAAGUCAUUCAAGGAAGACUUGAUCAAACACCCUCCGGACUACUUUGUGGCUGUUCCACUUGUCUUUGAGGUUUUAUACAGUGGAGUCCAGAAGAAGCUUGCUGCAGCAUCAGCCGCCAGGGCAGCAGUUGCCAAGUUCUUGAUAAAAGUCAGCUCCCUUCACAAGGAAGCUCUGCGCAUCUGGACAGGAAUGGCUGUGCUCCGCUCACGUGAAAACGUUCAGGGGCUCAUGUUUAUGAAGGCUGUGGCAGAAUGUUUGGGAGCUGGACUUUUAGCGCUGGUGCUGCUGCCUCUUCACCUGCUGGCGGAGAAGCUUGUGUACACCAAGGUCAAAGCUGCUAUUGGCAUAAAAAAGGCAUUGGGAAGCAUUGGGAGUCCCGUUCCUGGAACAGAGAUAAAGAUUGUAGACCUGGAGACGGGAGCUGGUCUUCCUGCAGGCCAACGAGGGUUGGUCAAGGCACGUGGCCCUCAAGUGAUGAAGGGCUACUACAAGAACCCGGCGGCCACAGCAAUGGCAAUUGACAAGGAUGGUGAAAAUGUGGAGCCUGCUUUUGUCGAGGAGGCUGCACUUAGCAGCCCUGUCAUCCGCCAGAUUAUGCUCGUCGGCCAGGACGAGAGAAAGCUUGGAGCACUGAUUGUUGUGAAUGAGGAGGAGAUGGAGGUUGCAGUGGCAAGUAUGAGAGCAGAGAAGGGGAUGGAGGGAGGCGAGGUGACAGAAAAGGAACAGAGGACUGUCGUUCGACAAGAGCUCACCCGCUGUUUAACGGAGGCAGGUUGUUUGCCGCAUGAACGGGUCGGUCCAUUUGCACUCCUUGAUGAACCAUUCACAGUGGAUAAUGGCUUCCUCACAGCAACAAUGAAGAUGCGGCGUGAUGUGAUUUACAGCAGCCACAAGGAGCUUUGUGAUCAGCUUUUCCAGCACUGA
Messenger RNA from Closterium sp. Naga37s-1, 1986 nucleotides. The record is from the annotation of a GenBank genome assembly. Lineage: Eukaryota; Viridiplantae; Streptophyta; Zygnematophyceae; Desmidiales; Closteriaceae.